UAUUAGGUUUGGAUGACUUAUCAUUCUUUGCUCUUGGGAUGGGGUGUUAAUGUAGUUAUUAGGAGGAGACUUGAGUGAUGACUAUUUUGGUUGUCGUUUUUAAUUUAAUUCCUUUGACUUAUUGAUGGAAAUGUUCAAAGAGAAAUUAUUAAUCACAGGUCACUAAGGCACCCCAAUAUUGUGAGGUUUAAAGAGGUCAUCUUAACUCCUACCCAUCUGGCUAUUGUGAUGGAAUAUGCCUCUGGAGGAGAGCUUUUUGAGAAAAUAUGCAAUGCUGGACGAUUUAGCGAGGAUGAGGCUCGAUUCUUUUUUCAGCAACUCAUUUCAGGAGUUAGCUAUUGUCAUGCUAUGCAAGUAUGUCACCGUGAUCUGAAGUUGGAGAAUACUUUACUGGAUGGUAGUCAGGCUCCUCGUUUGAAAAUUUGUGAUUUUGGAUACUCCAAGUCAUCGGUGCUUCAUUCACAACCAAAAUCAACUGUAGGAACUCCUGCUUACAUUGCUCCAGAGGUGUUGUUGAGGCAAGAAUAUGAUGGCAAGAUUGCAGACGUGUGGUCAUGUGGGGUAACAUUGUAUGUGAUGCUGGUUGGAGCAUAUCCUUUUGAGGAUCCUGAUGAGCCAAAGGACUUCAGGAAGACAAUACAGAGAAUUCUGAAUGUCCAGUAUUCCAUUCCUGACAUGGUUCGGAUAUCUCCUGAGUGUUGUGACCUGAUUUCUCGAAUUUUUGUUUUUGAUCCUGCAGCAAGGAUUACCAUUCCACAAAUCAAGAACCAUGACUGGUUUGUGAAGAAUCUUCCUAUGGACCUAAUGGAUGAAAACACAAUGGGGAAUCAGUUUGAAGAGCCUGAUCAACCAAUGCAGAGCAUUGACACCAUCAUGCAAAUAAUUUCUGAGGCCACCAUACCAGCUGCUGGCGCACAUGUUCUUGAUCGAUAUAUGAAUGACAACCUUGACAUGGAUGAUGAUAUGUCGGACUUUGAUUCUGAAUCCGAGCUUGAUGUAGAUAGCAGUGGUGAGAUAGUUUAUGCACUCUAAUCACAGCAUGUCAAGAUGAGGUGUUUCUUUGAGCAUAUGGACAUAUCAAGAUCUAGCCAGAAAGAAUGUAUUUUAGAAUGCAUUAGGUUAGCAUAGCAACAGCUUAGGAAAGUAAAAUAUGUGCUUUGGUUCUGUCAUGUUCACAAUAUGCAUUUUCUGUUCUGUUCUGUGUGGAGGGAUUUCAUCUUUCUGCUUUACAGAGGUUGGUAACUGGUACAAAUUCUCGAACUUAGGGAUAUGCACCCAUUGCCAUCCCAUUGAACUAUUAUUUACUAGUCACUUUUGUAUUGGUUCUGUGCCUUUUUUUCCUUUCCUUUUAUCUUUUCCUUUUUGAUGCUGUUUGGCUUAAAUCCUUUAAGUCUGUAUGCUCUAUGUAACAGGUGAUUAUAAAUUAAUAUAUAUUUUACAACUAGUUUUUCUCCC
Messenger RNA from Jatropha curcas, 1455 nucleotides. The record is from RefSeq and is a predicted model, not a curated record. NCBI's taxonomy places the organism in Eukaryota, Viridiplantae, Streptophyta, Magnoliopsida, Malpighiales, Euphorbiaceae.